AUGGCCGCCCUAGCUGAGGUCCCCUGGUUGGAUGAUGAUGUGAUACCACCACCCCCAGAUGACGACGACAAGGAGGUUACUAUUCCUUGGGGUGGUUGGGUGCACGAGAAACCCCCAGCUAGACGCCGUUCCAGGGCUAGAGCAGUAGUGGGGACAGCUGGACCAUCAGCCUCUACAGCAGCAGCUCCAUCUUCAUCGACAGCCCCUCCUUCAGCACCUGAGCCUACCUACUUACUGGUCCAGCGUCUAUUUCGGUUUUUAGAGCGCGAGAGGCUCCAUGUCAGAUGCCGACUGGAUCGGAUGGACCAGGCGCUCAUCUCUCUUGGCGCUGAGUUACCUCCGCUUCCCGACUCUCCGGCCUUUGAUGAGCAGGAUCAUCAAGAGGAGAAUGCGGAGGCACCGACUCAGCAGGAUGCCCCUCCAGCUGCUCCAGACACCACAGAGACACCACAGACCCAUGCGGAGCCGGUCCCAGAGCCACAGCCAGAGCCUACCGUUGUACCUUCUACUGAUCCUCCGGUUUAG
Molecule: messenger RNA, 525 nt
Organism: Arachis duranensis
Lineage: Eukaryota; Viridiplantae; Streptophyta; Magnoliopsida; Fabales; Fabaceae
Exons: 1
Coding region: 1-525 (174 amino acids)
Source: RefSeq, a predicted model, not a curated record